AUUCCUUUUCCCUUAAAAUGAAGUCGUCAUCCAAACCGAUAGAUUUUCACCAGCAUGUAAAUUUACAUGUAAAAACUUUAAAGUUAAUUGGAGUGUGGUUCUACAUACCAUACCCUAAGAUAUCAAUCUGGUUUUGGCUGCACAUUUUAAUUCGGGUAUUGUAUGCCAUCUUCGCUUUUAUUAUACCACCAAUAGGACAGUUUGCUUAUAUCGUGAAAUUAUUGCAUUCGGAGAAUCGUGAGAUUCAGCGUAUCACUUCAAGCACCAACUUGGUCUUAACCGAGCUCUACGUUUCCUUCAAGCUUUUCGACAUGUUCUGCCAACGAGACUUGCUCAUCAAGUUGUUUGACCAGCUGAACAAUGUCGAUUUCCAUCGGUCUACCCACCCUGGACCUCACAGACAGGUUCUGAAACACGCUAUCAAGAUAUCGAAAAAUCUGUACUGGGUGUUCUUAGUGGGCUCGGCCGUGGAUGUAUUCAUUUCAGUUCACAUUGUGGUGGUGCCAAGUUUGAACAGAUUCCAAAAUUUGCCGGUGAACAUGGACUUCAUUUUUGUGGAUGCUAAUGAGCCACCAUAUUUGUACUAUGCUUGUUUUUACCAGAUAAUGUACAAACCACCCCUUGUAACAUUAAUGAUUGUCGAACAAACAUUACCGUGGUCUCUUUUAUUGUUUGCCAUUGCCCAAUUGGAUAUCCUAAUUGACAACUUCAAGAAUAUGGAGAUGCUCGUGAAAAAGACCAUGCUUGAGAGGAAGUGCGGAAAAGAUGAUGCCUUCAGAGUUCUGUUUAACCGUUUUAUACUACACCACCGCGCUAUUAUAAGGUUUAUAGCCACCGCCAAGAAAGCGUUUAGCGUUCAGUUUGCGUUGACUUUGAUAUUGAACUCGAGCGUUAUUUGCACCACCGGCGUGCAAUUCCUUUCGAUUGAAUCCCCGUCCAAGGAUAUAGUCGGCGUGUGUUGGAUAAUGGCAUAUAUGCUCAUUUUUGUCGCGAUGUUGUUUGGUGACUGCUAUUUUGGGAAUGCCAUUUACGUUAAGAGCACAGAAAUAGCGACGGUCGCCUACAGUAGCCCCUGGCUAGAGAUGCCACAAGAUCUACAGAAGAACCUGGUGCUUGUGAUCGCGAGAGCCCAGAAGCCUCUGGCCUUGACUGCCUGCAACCUCAUUACUGUAUCGCUACCCACCUUUACCACGGUAAUGAAUUGGACGUACAAAGCCUUCGCCCUUAUGAAUGGGAUGAAAUAA
This is a messenger RNA of Cydia strobilella, 1244 nucleotides long. RefSeq names its product odorant receptor 49b-like. The record is from RefSeq and is a predicted model, not a curated record. Gene Ontology annotation, biological process: detection of chemical stimulus involved in sensory perception of smell; sensory perception of smell. Bases 18 to 1244 code for a protein of 408 amino acids. Gene Ontology annotation, cellular component: plasma membrane. The transcript has 9 exons. Lineage: Eukaryota; Metazoa; Arthropoda; Insecta; Lepidoptera; Tortricidae. Gene Ontology annotation, molecular function: olfactory receptor activity; odorant binding.